Messenger RNA from Astyanax mexicanus (Mexican tetra), 3006 nucleotides. It is a transcript of the gene mgat1a, whose product is annotated as alpha-1,3-mannosyl-glycoprotein 2-beta-N-acetylglucosaminyltransferase a. Gene Ontology annotation, cellular component: Golgi apparatus. The coding region runs from base 540 to 1892 and encodes 450 amino acids. Gene Ontology annotation, molecular function: alpha-1,3-mannosylglycoprotein 2-beta-N-acetylglucosaminyltransferase activity. Gene Ontology annotation, biological process: protein N-linked glycosylation. Lineage: Eukaryota; Metazoa; Chordata; Actinopteri; Characiformes; Acestrorhamphidae. The transcript has 3 exons. The record is from RefSeq and is a predicted model, not a curated record.
GAGGCGGGACUUCCUAAGGAAACGUCAUCCGGAAGUAAACUGCACUUUCACAUUCUUGACUGAAGCCUGAAGGAGGACGAUAUGUGAGAAAAUGUAAAGAAAGAAGUCUCUAAUUGAGAGAUUUUUACCACCAGUUCACCUGAUUUCCCACAUUUUACCCGACAGAGCUGCAGCGAGACAGAAAUGGACGAGAACGGGAAACAUGCAGAUCGACCUGAACGCUCCUCAUCCGUUGCUGAACUUCCCCCUGUGAGCGUGGAUGUACGAUUGAAAGCUGAGCAUCUAUGACCUUAUUCUGGAAUAAGAAACAUGUCCUUCUUUGUGUACUGUCUAUAUCAAUACUCUGCCUCAACGGUCUCCUUUAAAACUCUUCUACCAUUCCACUAGCCAAGCAUGUGAUGAUAGUCAUCUCUUUGACUUAUGCCUAGGCUUUGGUUAGUGAAGUCACACCCCAAAUCCCCUUUACUUCCCACGUCCUCUUUAUUGUAACAUAUGCUUCUGAAGUCUCAGUCGUGUGGCUACUCAGGUUUUUUUUGGCCAUGCUCUGCAAAAGAAACUCCCUGAUUAUUUGUGGUGCUUUCUUGUUUGUGGCAUGGAAUGCCGUUCUCAUAUUUUUCCUUUUGGGACGGUCUACCUUGGGCAAUGGUAGGCCAGAGGAGCCUGGAUAUGAGAAUGGCCAAGGAGGCAAAGAGAAAGGCCAUAUUAUCAAGGAAUUAAUGCGGGUCAUUAAUGCAUUUGAAACAGAACUUGAGUCACAGAACAAAAUCCUUGUUCAAAUCCAGAAGCAUAAGUCACUGUGGGAUGAACAGGGAGGAAGCCACAUAGAUACAAAGAGUAACUCAGAUAUUGUUGAGCCAGUUCAUGUGGUCAUUCCCAUAUUGGUCAUGGCCUGUAACAGAGUGACAGUGAAACGCUGCUUGGACAAGCUUCUGGAAUACCGCCCCUCAGCUGAAAGCUUCCCAAUCAUUGUAAGCCAGGAUUGCGGACAUGCAGAGACGGCUAAUGUGAUUGCCUCAUAUGGAAGUCAGCUGACCCAUAUUAAGCAGCCUGAUUUGUCAGAUAUUGCAGUGCCUGUAGCACAUAGGAAGUUCCAGGGAUACUACAAAAUCUCAAGACAUUACCGUUGGGCUAUGAACCAGGUGUUCAACUCCUUCUCAUAUUCUUCUGUUAUCAUUGUGGAGGAUGAUUUGGAGGUGGCUCCUGAUUUCUUUGAGUACUUCACAGCCCUCUACCCAGUACUGAAAUCUGACCCAAGUCUGUGGUGUGUGUCUGCUUGGAAUGACAAUGGCAGGGAAGGAUACGUUGACCCUGGAAAGCCAAGCCUCUUAUACAGGACAGACUUCUUUCCAGGGCUUGGAUGGAUGCUCUUGAAGGACCUUUGGCUUGAGCUUGAGCCAAAGUGGCCAGCUUCGUUUUGGGAUGACUGGAUGCGCCAUCCAGAUCAACGCAAAGACCGGUCUUGCAUUCGUCCUGAAAUAUCUAGAACUUUAACCUUUGGCCGUAAAGGCGUAAGUUUGGGACAGUUUUAUGACAAGUACCUCCGCUUUAUUAAGCUCAAUACCGAAUCUGUGCCUUUUACAAAAACAGAUCUUUCUUAUUUGGAGAAAAAGAAAUAUGAUGAGGAUUUUGUAAAGGAGGUUUACAGUGCUCCUGUUGUGACCGUGGAAGACCUGCAAAGUGGCAAAUUAUCUGGGCCAGGCCCCUUUCGGGUGCAAUACUCCAGCCCAGAAAGUUUUAAAACCUUGGCGCGCAACCUCGGCGUCAUGGAUGACUUGAAGUCUGGAGUGCCGCGAGCAGGGUACAGAGGUGUGGUCAGUUUCUUUUCUCGAGGCAGGCGUGUCUACAUAGCGCCACCUGAUGGUUGGGAGAAGUAUAAUCCAAGCUGGAGUUGAGGAAGGGUGUGGCACAUCAUCUCACAUGAAAAAUGCUGUUUUUGUAGUGUGCACAGAUAUGCUAGCUGCGUUACUAUGCCUAGACUGCAGCCAAGGUAAUGCAGAUCCCAGGGAGGGCUGUUUUUUGAUGACUCCACCUUAGCAUAUUAUUGGUCACAGUCUGUGUUCAUUAAUAUGGAGCAGUCUAACAAGGCUUUAUAGUGACAUCACCAGAAAGGUCCUGCCUCUUUUGAAUUUUUUCAUGGAAAUUUUUGAUUACAAAAAUAACUGCCUGAAAAUUAGCUCUGUUCUGAAGGCCACAUUUCCCAGCAGUUUUUUUGGAGGUUUGUUUUCCCCCCAUCACACUGGACAUCAAACUAGAGCCAGAAGGGAUAAAACAGGUUAUAAAACAGAUCAGCUGCAUUUCUUAAAGGUUCUUUUACUUUGAAACAUCCUUCUAUACAAAGAGGCCAAGAAAUGCAGCCUACCUCAACUGCAGUUUAGGCUUUAGGGUGCAGCUAGUAUGAUGUCGUCCGUUGUGCUUUAUAUCACGCAGAACGCACCAGAGAAGCGCAGAAGAAAGCGUAUGGAACUUACAAGAAAAACUGAAGAACGAGAUUCCUUUGACAGUGCCAGGGUUGACAAUGACAUGAGACCAAAGAAUGUAGUGUAGAUUAUUUGACUCACAUGCCUCAGGUCAAUGUUAACAUUUUAAGUAAAGAGACAAAUAUAAAACUUCAGUGUUGGACUGUCUGGAAAAUUACACCAAGCUGCCAUUAUUAAUGUAAUUUAUACUGUUCUGUUUUGGUUUUGACAUGACAAAUAUGAUCAGAUGCUUAAUUCCAAUGUUGUGUAUGAGACAUCUUGAAAACUGUAUUCACCUGUCACUUUGCAUAUCUAUACUGUUUUAAGUGCCUUCAAACUCUCUUAGAUUUUUUUUAUUUUAAUGAUUAUAUGUGAAGUUCUAAAGUUAAUGUUAAAGUGGUGGUGGUGGUUGAUAUAUGUUGUUUCAGGCAAUUGUGUAGCUUUUAAAAAUAUAAUUGUUGGAAAGAUCAAAUGGUCACCCACAUUGACAUGAUUAUAUUGCAGUUUGGGAAUUUAAUAUGUGGCGGAAAUAAAAUAAAAAUGAAUCUUA